ACCCACCCCAUCGUCUCGGUGGUGGUUCUAAGGCGGUGGCGCCGUCUCGGUGUCCGGGCGCAGGGCGGGCCUGGCGGAGCUAUGGCGGCCGUGCGGGGCCUGCGGGUCUCGGUGAAAGCGGAGACGGCGGUGGAGCCCCGCGGCCCGGAGCCUGAGCCUAUGGAGGUGGAAGAAGGCGAGCUGGAGACCGUCCCUGUGAGGCGUUCGCUGCGGGAGCUCGUUCCGGACACUAGUAGGAGAUACGAAAACAAAGCUGGAAGUUUCAUUACUGGAAUAGAUGUAACCUCCAAGGAAGCCAUUGAGAAGAAGGAACAAAGAGCAAAGCGCUUUCAUUUUCGAGCUGAAGUGAAUCUCGCCCAAAGGAAUGUGGCUCUGGAUCGGGACAUGAUGAAGAAAGCAAUUCCUAAAGUGAGACUAGACACAAUUUACAUCUGUGGAGUGGAUGAGAUGAGUACACAGGACAUCUUUGCCUAUUUCAAGGAGUAUCCUCCUGCUCAUAUUGAGUGGUUAGAUGAUACAUCAUGUAAUGUGGUCUGGCUUGAUGAAGUAACAGCAACACGGGCUUUAAUUAAUAUGAGUUCCUUGCCUGAUCAGGAGAAAACAAAAAGCAGAGAAAACAACGAAGAGAAGACAGCUGAAAAAGCCAAGAAAGAAAAACAGGAGGAAAUCUCUGAUGAUGAGACGGAAGAAGGCGAGGUUGAGGAUGACAAUCCAAGUGAUGUUGAGUUGGAUGCCCUCUCCCAGGUAGAAGAGGAUUCUCUCCUGCGUAAUGAUCUUCGCCCUGCCAAUAAACUGGCUAAAGGAAACAAGCUGUUCAUGAGAUUUGCUACUAAAGAUGAUAAGAAAGAGCUGGGAGCUGCAAGGCGAAGCCAGUAUUACAUGAAAUAUGGCAAUCCCAACUAUGGAGGCAUGAAGGGGAUUCUGAGCAAUUCAUGGAAACGAAGGUACCAUUCCCGCCGAAUCCAUCGGGAUGUGAUAAAGAAAAGGACACUUAUUGGGGAUGAUGUUGGCUUGACUCCUCCUUACAAACAUCGUCCCUCAGGCUUAGUAAAUGUUCCCGAAGAGCCUAUUGAGGAGGAGGAAGAAGAGGAAGAAGAUCAGGUUAUGGAUGAAGACGACAGAGUUGUGGUAGAGUACCGCGAUGAGCUGCAAGCUUUCAAGCAGUCCCGAGAGCGUAGUGCAGCCCGAAGGUCAAGUGCAAGUGCAUCUGAUUCUGAUGAAAUGGACUAUGAUCUUGAACUGAAAAUGAUAUCAACGCCCUCUCCCAAAAAGAGCAUGAAAAUGACAAUGUAUGCAGACGAGGUGGAGUCACAACUGAAAAACAUUAGGAAUUCCAUGCGAGCAGAUAGCAUAGCAACCAGUAACAUCAGAAACCGGAUUGGCAGUAAAGGAUCAUUAGAGAAAGUGGCAGAUGUGAGACUACUGUUAGAAGAAAAACGUCAGAACAACAGUGGGCCGCGUCAUCCAAACAGCACUGUAAAAUCAGAUGUGCGGCGAAGACUGGGAAAGAGACCACAUUCUCCAGAAACUAAACCUCCAAGUAGUACCUCUGCUUCUCGUCGAGAGCCCAUAUCAGAUGUCCACAGCCGGUUAGGACUCCCCAAACAAGAUGUUAAAGGCCUCUACUCUGAUACCAGAGAGAAGAAGUCAGGUAAUUUAUGGACCCGAUUAGGGUCUGCUCCGAAGGCCCAAGAAAAGACUUCUGAUAAACCUGAGAAACCUGUGGCAGCUCCAGAGGAGGACGACUCAGAGCUCCAGCGGGUUUGGGGUGCUCUCAUAAAGGAGAAAGAACAGUCUCGGCAAAAGAAGAGCCGGUUGGAUAAUUUACCAUCCCUACAGAUCGAAAUCAGCCGAGAAAGCAGCUCGGGAUCAGACUCGGAGUCAUGAUCGGGUUUACAUCCCCAUCCUCAGCAUUAGAACUCUGCAGUGUGGCAGGAUUUCCUUUGCCCAAAAGCUGGACCCUGGCAAAGACUCUGCAGUGAAGGUUCCAGAAGUGUCUCUGUUCCUUUUCUACAAACCAGAGAUGCAAACACCACUUGAAACCUGAAGCAAUCACGUUUGUCUGGAGUCUGUGGUGUGCCCUGUGUUACGUAGGGCAUUGUCAUAUAUGUUUAUUACAGCAAACCUGUAGUUUAUUCUAGCAAAACACUUUUCCUCCCCAAGCUUUGAAGUGAAAAGAAGAGGCAGAGAUGCUCUGUAUUUUUAAGACCUUUUUUGUUCUUAAUGUUUUUAACACGGAGGCUUUUAACAACGUAUUUUACACAGUCCUUCCAAAGAACAGGGCAUUUCAUAACCAACAUCAUUGCCUUGCCCUUCUGGCUCUUAACCAGCACCUUUCCUUUCCUCUUGAAGUAAUAACAAGUAAAGCCCUUCCUGGGUGGGCAGCCAGCAGGGAUAAGCUUGAAAGGGGACUGUCACGUUCCCCUCCUCCAAAAUACUGGAUGUGAAUUGGAAGUUAAACGUAUUAGUACGGUGGAAUUCUACGUAGUAUCCAAGUAGCAUCCGGGCUUGAGGAGUCCUGCUUGUUUCUUUAGGUGAUACCAUGUUCUGCUGCAGUAGGGAUGGUCAAGACUGCAAAGUUGGAGGUUUGAGAACUGUGUAAAUCGCCAAGGGUUUCAGUUUUUGUUGUUGCUGUUACACAAUGAGAAAUCCCAUUUCUUUCAUUUCCUCUGUGUUCUGUUCUGAAGAAAUCUAACAACUGAACAGCAUCAGUUUUUCUACUUGCGAGGAUUUUCCUGUUGGCCACGGUGAAAGCUAUAGUAGUGUUUUCCUAUAUGCUGUUUAACUAUAUAUAUAUAACUGAAAGAGAAAAGGAAAACUCUAGGAUCACUGUCUCAUGUCAAUACUUUUGGACGUUCUUCCUGUAUUGUUCAUGUGGAUGUGGACAUGGUUGACUUGUUACAUUCAGAUUUUUUUUACCUGCAUCCCCUCUCUAGGUAGGGAAAAGGUUUGGUCAGCGUGCAACUGUAGUGACAUGUUGCCUGUGGCAUAUAUUUGCAUUGCCAGUGGUUUGAAAUAAGGAAUGAUGCAGCACAUACCAGCCUGGUAAACAGAACAGGUAGCAAAGCCAUUGCUACAUUUGGAUAGGCUGAAAAAUCUCUUUGUGUUGUCCCUCUUUCCUAUGUUCUCAGUCCAAAAUGUCUCUCAAUCUCUCUUCCCCUUCCUGCUUUUUAACAGACACAAGUUUUAUCUUUUCCCUCCCUGGUUUUGUACUAAGCUGAAGUAAGUCUGAGGCUUUCCCAAAACGAGGAAUCUGCAAUUAACUUUUCUUACUGCUUUAUUAUGAUAAAGAAUAGCAGCAUGGGAAACAAAAGGUAAAAUGAAAGGUACAGUGACUGGAAGGUAUCUGGGGACUGACUGGGCUUAAAGCCUUAUUAUUUCCUCUUUUUGUGACACUCAUCCUUGGUUUUCUAUUUAAUUAUUGACUAUAUAAAUAUGUCUCAUAAAAGUCCUGUUGAGAGUAAAUGACUGUAAUGUUUGAUCACUGUAAGAGUUCAUCUUAAUGUGUGCUUUCAUCAGUACCCCCUCCAAAGCUUUCAAAUACAAUCAUGCCCAUUUCUCAACAUACAGAUAAAAUUUAUUUAACCAGU
Molecule: messenger RNA, 3590 nt
Organism: Neopsephotus bourkii (Bourke's parrot)
Lineage: Eukaryota; Metazoa; Chordata; Aves; Psittaciformes; Psittacidae
Gene: NCBP3
Product: nuclear cap binding subunit 3
Exons: 13
Coding region: 82-1887 (601 amino acids)
Cellular component (GO): nucleus; cytosol
Molecular function (GO): RNA 7-methylguanosine cap binding; mRNA binding
Source: RefSeq, a predicted model, not a curated record